GGCGGGGCGGGCGCGCGGCGCGUGACGCGCGGGCGUGCUGACAUAGGGGCGGGGCCGCCGCGGCGCUCGCUUGGCCGCUGGGUGCUGGCGGCGCGUUGCGGGGGGUCGCGGCCGGGCCGGGCCGGCGCCGCGGGGAGGAUGAACUGGUUGUUCCCCCUGGCUAAGGGCAGCGGCUCCUCCUCGCCCGCCGCGCCGCUGCCCGCCCUCACCAGCCUGCAGCAGCAGAAGCAGCGGCAGAUCGAGUCGCUGCGCAGCGCCCACGCCGCCAUUGCAGAAAUUCAGAAAGAUGUGGAAUAUCGACUGCCAUUCACUGUAAACAACUUGACAAUUAAUAUUAACAUCUUGCUACCACCUCAAUUUCCUCAGGAAAAACCAGUCAUCAGUGUGUUCCCACCUGUGAGACAUCAUUUAAUGGACAAGCAGGGUGUAUAUGUGACCUGCCCACUAAUAAGUAAUUUUACAAUGCAUUCGGACCUUGGAAAAAUUAUUCAAAGUUUAUUGGAUGAGUUUUGGAAGAAUCCACCAGUUCUGGCUCCUAGCUCAACAUCGUUUCCAUACCUUUACAGCAAACCAGCUGGAAUGCCUCCAUAUGCUCCUCAGGGGUUUCCAUUUCUUCCUCCGUAUCCACCCCAAGAAGCAAAUAGAACUAUAGCCCCUGUGCCAGUUGCUGAAUCAGUUCCUUCAAGUUACACUCCAGAUAAGCCUGCUGCUCCCUCUUAUGGCUUGAUUGCUGAUCUGCCACUGCCAGUUCCAACAGCAGAAGCAGUACUUCAGGUUGGCCAGAAUGGACUUACUUACAAGAUGCCUGAUGUUCCUGAUACAUUUCCAGAACUCUCAGAACUAAGUGUAUCGCAGCUGACCAAUAUGAAUGAGCAAGAGGAAGUGUUACUGGAACAGUUUGUGAGUCUACCACAGCUGAAGCAAGUCAUUACUGAUAGAGAUGAGUUAGUGAAAAGCAUUGAAGAGUUGGCAAAAAAAAACUUGUUGUUGGAGCCUAGUUUAGAGGCAAAAAGACAGACAGUGUUGGAUAAAUAUGAGCAACUCACACAGAUGAAAGCAGCUUUUGAGAAAAAGAUGCAAAGACAGCAUGAACUUAGUGAGAGUUGCAGUCCAAGUGCUCUGCAAGCCAGACUGAAGGUAGCUGCUCAUGAAGCUGAAGAGGAAUCUGACACUAUUGCAGAAGACUUCUUGGAAGGCAGAACAGAAAUAGAUGACUUUCUCAGUAGUUUCAUGGAAAAGAGAACACUCUGCCACUGUAGAAGAGCCAAAGAGGAAAAACUUCAACAGGCAAUAGCAACGCACAGCCAAUUUCAUGCUCCGCUAUAGAAUUCCUGCAAACUAGACCUACCAAGAGAAGAGUGAGCAAACCCAAUAAAGCACACUUUAUAAUAACUAUUAUUUGCAAAUAAGCAUUUCAUCAUAUGUGGUUGUAUUUCUAGAGGAGAUCGUAUAGAGAGCUGGGACUGUUUUUGUACAAAUUAGAAUGUCUCUUUAUAUUCUCAUUGUACUCAAGAAAUCCUUCUAUUGCAAUCUUUGCACUAAUUUCUUGUAUUUAUUGUUGAUAGUUCUUAUUAUACUUGAGUUCCUGCUGCUAUACUCCAUUCUUCAGAGAUUAAAUAUCAAAACAUGUAAUUUUGACUAGCUUUUUACAUUUUUAUAAAAACAUGAUUCAUAUCUUUUGUAUUCUUAACUUUAAACAUAGGUUUGGCUUGAUCUGUGAAAGAGUUUGAGACAGCUGGUAAUAGGGCUUUGGAAACUGAAAUUAAUUAUUUGAGAUUGUCAGUGAAUUCACAGGCUGUUUUUUCUCGAGGCCAAAAAUGUUUAACAAUCUUUUUUUUUUAAGUAAUAAUACAAAAUUAAAUAUAGCCUGUAUUGUGUUUUGGAUAAGUAGAUUUGACUUAAGCAAAGUAUGUUUUGGAACAGAUUAUAUUGCAAUCAAUGAAAUAAAUGAUCUCUAGAUUUAGUAUGUUACUCAGCACUAAUGGAAUCUUGAUUUCAGGAGUGGCAUGCAUGGUACCUACCACUGUAAUUAAAUACAUCUUUCAUUUAGCAAUUUCAUUUUCAUACUUGGUUUUACUUGAGAAAGAAAAAAUUCAGGUCACUUCCUAGUUUUGGUGUCUCAUACAACAUGAAUACAUUCAUCAUGUGAGGAACUCAAAAGCACUUUACAAAAACUUAAUUCUGAAGUUUUGUGAAGUAGCAGUGGUUUUCUUUGUUUUUUCUUUUUUAGGAAUAAAAACUGUUUUGUCUAGGGUUACACAGUGUAUUGUGUCAAGGGCAGUGAUGAAAAUUUGGAACAGUGAGUCUUAAUCCUGUCCUUUAAUCACUGAAUCUUGUACUUAUGGGGGUUUGUAUUUGUGGGUUGUUCAUUUGGUUUUGCUUUUUUGUUAAGCUGGCCCAAAAUCUGCCAUUAGAUGUCCCAAGCAAAUAGAACUAUGAACCAAAUCAAAAAAGAUGCUUAGGUGCCUGAAGCUUGAACCAGUGCUGCUGGUUAAGUAAUGAUUUGAAGGAUAUCUCCCUCCACAUUGUUUCCACUGAGUGUGUAUAACACUGCCUGUUUAAUGACAUUGCACUUCUGCUAACACACUAACUAAAGUCCUAAUUCAAAAUGAGACCCUGUAAAAGGUUUUCUGGAUGGUCUGAGUAUUGUAAUCCCUGCAGCUCUGCAGAAGAUUUAAGAUGCACUCUUGCCAUCAGUGUUACCUUUUUGGCAAAUUCAAUCUACUUUUGCACUGAGUGUGCAAGUUGUUCUGGAUCUCUUUCUGAGUAUCUAGGUAAGAAGCUUAAAGACUGGACACACAAUUCUGCGUAGGGUUAUUUUUUUCCUUUCUCUUAACAGAGACCACCUCCUGCUGAAUGUUAUGUGAUGUGUUGUGGUGCUCUCCUAAGACUGAACUUUCUAGUUAGGUCACCUUCAGAGGAUUUGUUUCCCAAACAAGAACUAGUUCUCAACACUUCAACUUUUCCUCUUAGGCUACUCCUGUAUUUACCAAGACAGCAAACUUAUAGAUUCAGGGCUGCUUCAUGCAGUGUUUCUGAUAGCACUGAAGGAGAGUCUAGAAGAAAAUGUCAAUGUUCAAUAUCAUUUCUUAGUACGGUGUUUCUUGUUCAGGGAUGUGAAUGUUCAAGGCCCUCUCUUUUCUCCCUUUACAUGUUCUCUUGUAUUGUUGUUCCUGUUCCUACACUAACUUCUCCUGUUUUUAGCCGCUCAUGCAGUCACAAACUCUUCCCUUGAGAGAAGCACAGAAGUCUGUAUUCACUGAGGGUGUGCUGGGUUAACUACAGGUAUCCUGUAACAUGCAGGAAGGGCCAACCUGUUUCUGGUUCUCAAAGAACAAGCCAACCUAUUACUGGGUUAUAGCUCUCUCUUUUUUGAUUUAGUCUCACGCUAGUUGUGCCAAUGAUGUUGUUUUUUCUCUUAAUCUUUGGUCACCAGAAGACGUAGUAGAACACUGAUUAUGUUCUGCCAAAUAAAUAAUGGUAAGUUGUCAGGUUUCUAGCACACUAGUAGGGUUCACUGUUGAACUCUUCCCUUACCUUAUCAUGUAGAAAGGUCAAGUGGAGGUGUAACUCCAGCAUGAAACAACUUCUUAUGAAGUAUAAGAGAAUGGAAGCCACUAUUAGAUGCGUGUUCUGAAGUUUCUUAAAAUGUGUGAAGUGAGCUCUAAGCAGCUUGGAAUAGUAGGGAAUGUACAGUGAUUGGCUUCUGGAGAGAGCUGCAUUUCAUACUGAGGUGUUCUAAGUGAAACAGUGAAAUAAAUUAGCAUGAAUAUGAGAUUUAGCAUGAAAUAAAAGAACAAGGAGGUGAUGUGUCUUCACGGCUGCUGUAGUUUUUGGGGGGAGGGUUGCAUUCUGUUGUGCAACAGCUGAUUGAGUUGGCUUUUGAUAUAUUUUAACUUCUGAUCUCACUGCUAAAUGUUUUCUGUGGUUGAAUUUAAGCUUCUUAUUCCUCCCUGAGUCAACUGACUACUGAAAUCCAGAACGGAAGUCUCUGUAUAGCAAUUGUAACUGACUUUAUUUUACAGUUUCUUUGAUUUGCAAUAUAAGUCUGUGAAAUCAAGUUACUUUAGGGUGAUAUAUACUGGUGGUAUACAUAAGGUGGUAUACAACUGUGAAGUUAAUGGCACUUUCUGUUGGGGGUUAUAGAAGAAAGUUUCUAGAUUUCACAGUAUGUUUGACAUGCUAAUCUUUCUUAAAGGCAUUGACUGUCAGCUAUGUACAGCUAUGCUGGUCACAACUACAAGCAAUAGACUAUAUAAGUUCUAAGUAGUACCUAAUGUUCUUACUAUAAUUGUUGUUUGCUCUGUAAAUACUCUGCAGCUUUGUCACUUUGGACCUUGACCAAAUACAGAAAUUAGAAAUCUUUGCUAGUCUUGUUUCUGUCCAAGUUGUUUCCUUCAAAGACUAGGAAUGUUCUCUUUAGAGAGAUUUGGAGACUUUCGGGUAAAGCUGAAUUAAAACUCUGGCAACAUACUUAAGUCAGUUAUCACAGCCUUGCUGUGUACAUGACUCUGAAGAGUGAAUAAUGUGUUAAACUUGCAAAUAAAUGCUUUGGGAUUUUUAACAA
Messenger RNA from Dromaius novaehollandiae (emu), 4567 nucleotides. RefSeq names its product VPS37A subunit of ESCRT-I (gene VPS37A). Lineage: Eukaryota; Metazoa; Chordata; Aves; Casuariiformes; Dromaiidae. Gene Ontology annotation, cellular component: ESCRT I complex. The record is from RefSeq and is a predicted model, not a curated record. Gene Ontology annotation, biological process: protein targeting to vacuole; ubiquitin-dependent protein catabolic process via the multivesicular body sorting pathway; protein targeting to membrane. The transcript has 12 exons. Bases 139 to 1326 code for a protein of 395 amino acids.